UUGAAGCGGCGGAAUUUUUGUUAUAUAGAGAGAGAGAAAUGGAGAAUGUUGUAGAGAAAGAAAGUGGAUCGAUGAUGUUCAGCGAUGAGGAGUUGAGGGAGGUAAGUGGAUUGAAGAAAGGAGGGGACUUUGUAGAAGUGACAUGCGGGUGUACCAGCCAUAGGUAUGGCGAUGCCGUUGGCAAGCUUAGGGUUUUCUCCAAUGGUCGCCUUGAAAUCGCAUGCGAAUGCACCCCUGGAUGCAAUGAAGACAAGUUGAGUCCUGCUGCAUUUGAGAAGCAUUCCGGGAGAGAGACAGCUAGAAAGUGGAAAAAUAAUGUUUGGCUGAUGGUUAAUGGGGAGAAGGUUUCACUGUCAAAGACUGCAUUUCUGAAAUACUACAAUCAAGCAUCAAAAAGUGCCAACGGUUUCCAUAAAUCCCGUAAUGGAAGAGUCUGUCAUCGAGAUGAGUUCGUUCGCUGCAGCGGGUGUAACAAGGAGAGAAGAUUUCGAUUGCGGACGAAAGAGGAAUGCAGGAUUCACCAUGAUGCUUUAGCAGAUGUGAACUGGAAAUGCUCUGAUCUUCAAUAUGACAGAAUAACAUGCGAAGUCGACGAGGAGCGAGCAAGUCGAAGGGUAUACAGGGGCUGCCCCCGUUGUCCGACGUGCAAGGGGUGUACUUCCUGCGUGUGCUUUGGGUGUGAAACUUGCCGUUUCAGUGACUGCAAUUGCCAAACCUGCAUCGACUUCAUUAGGAAUGCCAAAGUUUGAGUCUUGAGCGGGUUCUUUUUUGGUUGCUCUGGUUGUUGUAUUCAU
This is a messenger RNA of Hibiscus syriacus, 794 nucleotides long. RefSeq names its product protein ULTRAPETALA 1-like. Gene Ontology annotation, molecular function: DNA binding. Bases 39 to 749 code for a protein of 236 amino acids. The record is from RefSeq and is a predicted model, not a curated record. The transcript has 3 exons. NCBI's taxonomy places the organism in Eukaryota, Viridiplantae, Streptophyta, Magnoliopsida, Malvales, Malvaceae. Gene Ontology annotation, cellular component: cytosol; nucleus.